This is a messenger RNA of Paramecium sonneborni, 461 nucleotides long. The record is from the annotation of a GenBank genome assembly. Lineage: Eukaryota; Ciliophora; Oligohymenophorea; Peniculida; Parameciidae.
AUGUAUUAUUAAUGUUAGAAGUGUAGAGAAUUAGUAGUGGAUUAAUAACCCUGUAAUUGUGAUAAAAAAUGGGUGAUUUUAAUUUGUUUUAUAUUUGUGAAGAUAUCAUUUAUAGCAUUUUGCUAUAAUAUAGUAAUUCGCAGUACUUUUUAUGGAAUCUCAACAUUAUCCAUAUUUGUAUUAGGAUUAAUUGGAUUACUACUGAGCUUCAUUUAUUGUAGGAGUAGUGAAAAAGAUAGAAUUCCAUUAAAUAUGACACUUCUUUAAGCAUAAUAAGUAUUUUAUCAAAUAUAAUUUUCUAGAACCCUUAAAUUGGAAAAUAAAAUCUAUAUGGGAAUAUUGUAUAAGUUAAUAAUAAACCUUAGAUCCUUCCUUAAAACAUUUAUUAAGGUGAAUAUUAUUAGUAUCAAGUUUAAAACAAUUUUGCUUAAAAUAAUAAAAUAUAAAUCCCCUAUAAAUGA